CCGUGUAUUUUUUGUAGGGAGGUUUUGGAAAUGAUAAGGGUGACAAUGUUGAUUACACAUCAUUUUUCAUAAACGAUGUUGUUUAUGAUACCCAUGAUGAUGCUUGUGCGGCUGCAAGGGAGAUUGCCAUGAGAAAUAGGUUUUUCUUGAUUGUGGGAUCAGUCAAGCAAAAUCACUCAUCAGAAAAAUAUCUGCGGUACUAUAUGGAUUGCAACCAUGGCUAUAGGAACAAGUCAUAUACUCCUGAUUUGGCAAAAACAACACGGAGCAAAUCUAAAACAGGUAAGUAUGAUUGUCGUUUCCGAGUGGUAGUGAGUUGUUCAUUGGUAGAUGGGAAGUGUGAGUGGAGAAUUUAUGGUGUUAAGGAAAAAGAUAAUCCGGGUAAGUCGAGAGGAUUUCACAAUCACAAAUAGGAGGUUUAUUCUGAAGGAAGUAGGCAAAGGAAUUCUCUUUCGAAAGAGAGAAGAAUAGAUAUUAAGGAGUUGGAGGCAACACACACUCAGGCAAGAGAUAUUAGGAGUUUUAUGAAUAGGAAGUACAAUGCUCAUCACCAUAUGAAGCAGAUUUAUAACAAGAUAGAAAAGAUUAGGCGUGAGAGAAUGGGUGGCACGAAACCUAUGCGGUGGACAUUGAUAGAAGUUCAACGUCUCGAUUACUUUGUUGAGUGCGAGUUUGAUGAUGAGCGUCGUGUUUAUAGACUCUUCCUUUCACAUCCAGAGUCUAUUCCGAUGUUGAGCGCAUGGUAUUUCGUCAUUUUGAUAGACUCAACUUACAAGACCAACAAGUAUAAGCAGCCACUAGUUCAGUUGAUUGGUGUUAAUCCGCUGUUGGGUUUACAUUGGUGUCGGAUGAGACGAAGGAGACAUAUGCUUGGGUUUUGAUGCAAUUGAAGCAUCUGCUUGGUGAUCGAACACCUGAUGCGUUUGUUACCGAUAAGGAGGGAGGUUUGGGUGUCUCAUUGCGAUAGAUCUUUCCAUCUUCACCUCAUUUACUAUGUGUGUGGCACAUGAAGAGGAACAUUGAAGCUAAAAUUUUGUCUUUUAGGAUCAGCGUGAUUCUGCCGAGUUGUUUGUAGAAGGUCCAUGGGGGAGAGUCUUGAAUGCCAAUACCGAGGCAGGGUUCCAACGGUGUUGGCGAGACUUGCAAAAUGGUCAUUGGGGUACAAACGAAAAGUUGAUGGACUUCCUCAAAGUGAGUGGAUACCAUGCGCGGAAAGGUGGGCUCAUUGCUACACCAAUCGUGUCUUCCAUAUUGGUAACACAAGCACAAAUAGGGUAGAGUCAAUGCAUUCCUCUUUGAAGAAAUGGCUUGCCACUUAGACCCACAAGAUCGAUACACUCUUCCUCAGAUUUCAUACAUCCGUCGAGGGAUGAUUGAAAUGAAGAAGGACUUAGAGGCAUCACUUUCCAAGGUAUUUUCAUUUUUUUCGCUUAUUUAAAUUAGUACCUCCCUAUAUCCUCAAUUUGAUUUUGAUUUAGAAAUUCAUGAUUCAGAAAGGUAUUUGCAUUAGCCUAUGGACCGCCAUAUGGAAACUUGAAUAAGGAAGUAAGCUUGUGGGCGAUUGAGUUGAUGAUGGAAGAACGAGGGAGGGAAAUCGUUCGGCGAUGUGGAUGUCGGCUACCUGAGACACAUGGUCUACCAUGUAAAUGUAAGAGGAAGAAUAUAGUGUUGCCAUCAUAGAGUUGUAUCCCUACCACUUGCAUCGAUUCUGGUCUUCUUUGGUGUAUGAGAGUCCUCCCGAUCGUGCCGAAUGGGAUGACCAUGAUGCCAUUGAGCGUAACAUUUUUACAGCAAUGGUGGAGGAUGUGUACAAACAAAGGCCAGCUGCUAUUCGGAAGGCAACUCAGAUACUACGACCCCAUAUUCAUCCUCAAGUUGAAGGCCUACAAGAGCCUAGGGAGUCAGAGGCUCAAAGGGGACGACCACCUAAGAGGACCAACGCCCGAGAUCCUUCUUCGUUUGAGCAUGAGAGGGCAAGGUCAGCAAAGAGGAGCAAAACAAAUCAGAGCCCGAGGACACCUAGGAGCAAAACCCCCGCAGGUUAGCAUCAUUUUAAUAUUUUUGUGAUAAUAUCUUGUCUCUUUUGUAAGGUUUCGAAUAUGUGACCAUUUAUAUUAGUUAUUUUUUCCAUUUGUUGUAGGCUCACUGAAAAGUUAGCAUAUGCAAGUUCACAAUGAGAGAAAUGUUUGCCCCUAUCUUCGCUAUGUCCCACCCAGCAUCCACCCUCUUGUUAGAGGUUGGUUUGACCCAGAACCAGAUAGACAAUGUGGUUUUCGGGCCAUGUCACAUGCGAUUCAUGGAGACGAGGGACACUACCUACAAAUGAGACAAGAUAUCAUCACAGAGGUUAGAAACAAUUGGGAUCUCUAUAAGAGAGUUUACCUUUCUAGAGAUGGAUCGUUGGAGCCAGUAGUUCACAGAUUGGAUUGUCGGAUUGCUGGGAGAUGCACCCAAGAGUAUUGGUUCGAGGAGGUGGAUCUACUGGUAUUCACAACCAUGUACAAUUGGGCAAUUGUCGUCUAUGGACUAUAUGGAGGGUGACACACGUAUGGGUACACCGCCUUACCUAUGACGGCGCCGGAGGGGGUCACUCAACCAAGUGCUGUUAUGGCACUGGUCUUUACUGGGGCACAUUGGGUCCGACUCAUAGUCGACGAUGUCGAUGGAGUGACACCAAUGCCCCCUUUUUCACCACAAUGGUCUCAUUUUCGAAAUAUGACAUCAAUUCCUGAUUGGGACUUGUUAUACGAGCAAGAGCAGGCAUUGUAUUCCAUUCUCGGAGGACAUUAUCCAAACGAUGAUGAAGAGGGUGAUUAAGUGUUGUUUCCUUAUAUUGUGUUUUUAAUCAAGUAGUGUAUGUUUUGUGUUAGAAAAUAUGUAGACUUAGGUUAAAUUAAUCAAGUAACAUGUGCAAAUUUACUAAAAAACACAAACAUCCAAAUAUAAAAAUAACAAACAUCCAACAUCCGGACAUCAAAUGACAAAUAUCCAACACCUAAACCUAAACAAACUAGAGUUCCAACAUCCAAACAUCAAACAUCCAAACAUCAAACAACAAUGUUCAACAUAUAACAACUACAAGGUAAGUGAACGGUACGGUCUUUGCUGGCGAAAAGCGAUGUACUUGUCACAAACUCGUUGAAUCAUAUCACCAUAAGGACCCAACCUGUCAAGAUCCUCAUCAGAAGCACGAAGCAAAGGAUCAAUACCAUCAAUAAUCUGACAUGCUAGCU
This is a messenger RNA of Linum trigynum, 3233 nucleotides long. The record is from the annotation of a GenBank genome assembly. Lineage: Eukaryota; Viridiplantae; Streptophyta; Magnoliopsida; Malpighiales; Linaceae.